CUGCCGUGACCCCGUGCACCUCCCCGCGGGUGCCCCAGGCCGUCCCCAUGGACCUGCGGAUCGGGCAGCGCGUGGUCAAGCCCCAGGACACGGCGCUGCUGGCCCUGAAGCAGCAGCAGCUGCAGCACCAGCUCUUCCUGGCCAGCCUGCACCAGCAGCAAGUGGAGCAGCUCGCCCACCAGCACGUCAGGGUGGCCAUGGAGUCCCCGCACCGCGAGGCUGAGCCGGGGCAGCAGGAGCAGGAGCUGCGGCAGAUCCUCAACAAGGACAAGAGCAAGCGGAGUGCUGUGGCCAGCACGGUGGUGAAGCAGAAGUUGGCCGAGGUCAUCCUGAAGAAGCAGCAGGCGGCUCUGGAGAGGACCAGCAACGCCCCGGCUGCUGCCCUGCCCUACAGGUCUCAGGAGCUUCUGGAGCCCGAGGGUCCCUCCCCUGCCGUGCUCAGCACAUUCCUGUCCCCCUGUGCUUCUCUCGACCCACCCGAGCAUUUUCCACUGCGGAAAACAGCGUCCGAGCCCAACCUGAAGGUGCGGUGCAAGCCCAGGAAGUGCCUGGACCGGCGCAAGAACCCCCUGACCCGCAAGGAGAGCGCGCCCCCGUCGCUCAAGAGGCGCCCGCCCGAGGCCAUCGACUCGUCCCCCAGCAGCAGCAGCACGCCGGUGUCGGGCUGCAGCUCUCCCAACGACAGCCUGCCUGCCGAGCACGGCGCGCUGCCCGCCGCGGCGCACGAGACGCCUCUGGCCCAGCGGCUGAUGAUGCAGGAGAGCUCCCUGGCGCAGUUCGCCCUGCAGAGCGCGGCCUCGCUGCCGGCCAUCACCCUGGGGCUGCCGGCCACCACCAGCGCCAGGGGCGAGGCCGAGCGCCGGGCGCUGCCGGGCCUGGCUCACCGCGUGCUGCCGGCCGCGCACUCGCCCGUCUUCAUCCCGGCCGGCCUGGAGCAGCGCGAGCCCGGCGGCGCGCCGCCCCCGCGCCUGCAGCCCGUCAUCAUCCUCGAGCCCUCGGGCACGCACGCGCCGCUGGUGGCAGUGCCGGGCCUGGGCGCCGUGCCCUUCUCCUUCGCGCCGUCGCUGGUGCCCGCGGAGCGCCUGGCGCUGCCCGGCCCGCACAAGCCGCUGGGCAGGACGCGCUCGGAGCCGCUGCCGCAGAGCCCCGGCGCCGUGCAGCAGCACCUGCUCUUCCAGCAGCACCACGCGCACUUCCUGGAGCGCCUCAAGCAGCAGACGCACCUGGGCAAGCGCAUGGCCAAGUCCAGCGAGAAGCCCCGGCUGCGGCAGAUCCCGUCCUCGGAGGACAUGGACGCCGAGGGGCCGCUGCCGGGGGUCGCGGCCGAGCCCGGGGACCCCGGCAGGACGCGGGCGGAGCCGCCGCGGCCCGGCAGCAGCGGGAAGGAGCCCGAGAGGACGCCGAGGAUGGGGCAGGCGCAGGAGGAGCUGGUGCUGCAGCAGGCCUUUCUCUGGGACUCCUUCCAGCGGGUGCAGCAGCAGCUCCUCAAGCGCCAGCCCCUGGCCGACCCCCCCGUGGUGCCCCCCGGCCACCGGCCCCUGUCCAGGGCCCAGUCGUCCCCGGCCACGGCCACCGUGUCCCUCCCUGCCCAGGACGCCAAGGCGCUGGCCCUGCCCGUGCAGGAGCAGCCGCCCAAGCCGCACUUCACCACAGGGCUGGUGUACGACUCGGUGAUGCUGAAGCACCAAUGCUCCUGCGGGGACAACAGCAACCACCCCGAGCACGCCGGCAGGAUCCAGAGCAUCUGGUCCCGGCUGCAGGAGCGGGGCCUGCGCAGCCGCUGCGAGUGCCUGCGGGGCCGCAAGGCCACCCUGGAGGAGCUGCAGUGCGUGCACAGCGAGCGCCACGUGCUGCUCUACGGCACCAACCCCCUCAACCGCCUCAAACUGGACAACGGGAAGCUGGCAGGGAUCCUGUCCCAGAGGACGUUUGUGAUGCUGCCCUGCGGAGGGGUUGGGGUGGACAGUGACACCAUCUGGAACGAGCUGCACUCGUCCAACGCUGCCCGCUGGGCCGCUGGCAGUGUCACCGAGCUGGCCUUCAAGGUGGCCACCAGGGAGCUGAAGAACGGCUUUGCCGUGGUGCGGCCGCCCGGACACCACGCGGAUCCUUCCACGGCCAUGGGAUUCUGCUUCUUUAACUCGGUGGCCAUCGCUGCCAGGCAGCUGCAGCAGAAGGGGAAGCUCAGCAAGAUCCUCAUCGUGGACUGGGACGUUCACCACGGCAACGGGACCCAGCAGAUUUUCUACAGGGACCCCGAGGUUCUCUACAUCUCCCUGCACCGCCACGACGACGGGAACUUCUUCCCGGGGAGCGGAGCCGCCGACGAGGUGGGCGCCGGCCCCGGCGAGGGCUUCAACGUCAACGUGGCCUGGGCUGGGGGCCUCGACCCCCCCAUGGGGGACCCCGAGUACCUGGCUGCCUUCAGGACCGUGGUGAUGCCGAUCGCCCACGAGUUCUGUCCCGACCUGGUGCUGGUGUCGGCGGGGUUCGACGCGGCCGAGGGCCACCCGGCCCCCCUGGGCGGCUACAGAGUCUCUGCCAAGUGUUUUGGCUACAUGACCAAGCAGCUGAUGAGCCUGGCGGGGGGAGCCGUGGUGCUGGCGCUGGAGGGGGGCCACGACCUCACGGCCAUCUGUGACGCGUCCGAGGCCUGCGUGUCCGUCCUGCUGGGCCACGAGCCGGAGCCGCUCCCGGAGGAGAGCGUGAGGCAGAAGCCCAACGCCAACGCCGUGCGCUCCCUGGAAGCCGUGAUCCAGGUCCAGAGUAAAUACUGGGUGGCCGUGCAGCGCUGCGCCUCCACGCUGGGCUGCUCCUUCCUGGAGGCUCAGCACCACGAGGCCGACGAGGUGGAGACGGUCACGGCCCUGGCGUCGCUCUCGGUGGCCGUCAUGGUGGAGAAGAGGGCGCAGGAGGAGCCCAUGGAGCAGGAGGAGCCCAUGAACCAGUGACAGGCCGGGGUCCGGCUCCCGUGUGUCCCCCUCGGCCCCGGGGCGCGGCCCUGGACCCCUGGAAGGGACAUUCCACGGAAGGGACAUUCCACG
Messenger RNA from Hirundo rustica (Barn swallow), 3044 nucleotides. It is a transcript of the gene HDAC7, whose product is annotated as histone deacetylase 7. The record is from RefSeq and is a predicted model, not a curated record. Gene Ontology annotation, molecular function: histone deacetylase activity. Gene Ontology annotation, biological process: chromatin organization; negative regulation of transcription by RNA polymerase II. The transcript has 24 exons. The coding region runs from base 48 to 2951 and encodes 967 amino acids. Gene Ontology annotation, cellular component: histone deacetylase complex. NCBI's taxonomy places the organism in Eukaryota, Metazoa, Chordata, Aves, Passeriformes, Hirundinidae.